Prorocentrum cordatum is the source of this 3949-nucleotide messenger RNA. The record is from the annotation of a GenBank genome assembly. Lineage: Eukaryota; Dinophyceae; Prorocentrales; Prorocentraceae.
AUGGUGUCCCUGGGCGUGCUGCCGUCGCUCGGGGACCCUGACCUCACCUCGAUGCCAAUCUUGGCGUCGCUUCCGCCGUCAGCGGUGCGGUCUGCCGUCGCGAAGGCCCGCGUCGACAGGGAGGGCAGGGAGGCUGGCGAACGCCUCACGGCCAUCCAGAAGGGCCGCCUCAACCUCCUCUACAACGCCCUCCGCCGGAAGUUUGGGUUGCACCUUGAGCCGGGCCUGAAGGGCGAGGUGGAGCUUUACAGCCACGCCCAACUACAGAAGAUCCGGAACAAUUACAUAGUCUUGAUGGGGGAUGAGCCCAUGGGUCGCCACAACUACACCGACGAGCAGAUAUCGGCGUUGGGCCGGCGGCUGGAGGCCGGCUUCGUGCCGUUUGCGGACUUCGGCGUGUGGGGGCCGAACGGCAACCGCUUCCAGCGCCACAUGAAAUUCAAGGCGAGCUUCAUGGACGCCUCUGGCCAGUGGCGGACGCAGGAAAUCCCCGGGCCAGAAUCCCUGGAGAUCUGGGAGGACUCGUACGAGGUCUACAAGGCAGCUGUUCUCUCAUUGGGGGCCUUCCAGCAGGCCACUUUGACUUUGUACGCGGCUGAGUUCCGCCAGCGCGUCCUCGACAAUCCGGGGUGCUGGCACUUGACACUGGCUGCGGAUUUUCUGGCGCGGUCGGAGCAGCUUGCGAACGAGCGCCGGCGACUGGAGCGUUUCCACGAGAAGUCGCCCACCUUGUCCAGUUGGAACCCCAAGAUGCCAUGGGACGCUGCGCUGAGGGCUGUGUCCCAGGACAAAACCUUUUGGUACAAGCAUUUGGAGAAGCCAUGCGACAAGGCUGCCCGGGACGGUUCGGCAACGGUGCCCGUUCAGCGGACGGCCUACACCCAGGUGCCGCCCUUCACGGCGGCGCCGCAGCAGGGCAGCAACAAGAAGAAGGGCGGCGGCAGGGGUAAAGCCAACGACAGGAAGGACACCAAGGGCAUUGAUCCACGUGGCAAGGGACCCAAUGCUCAACGAGCCGAUGGGCGCUAUUACCGGUCAGUGGACAAUGUGGAAAUAUGCUACGCUUGGGCCCAGCACGAGGAGGGUUGCUCCAGCAAGGCGUGCCCACAGGGGCGGGCGCACGCGUGCGAGUUCUGCCGCACGCCCCACCGCACCAUCCGCUGUGAGAAGCAUCCGGGGUGGACGCCGCCGGCGGCCAGCCGGGGGGCCAAGAGGCGCAAGAACUCGUUGGGGCGCGCGGGUGAGUGCCCGCACCCGGGGGCGAUCCAGGGCCCCGAGCACCGGUUCGAGCCGCCCAAGUUCCUGGAGCUCGUUGGGCGCGGCGGCGGGCUCACGGCGGCUGUGGCGCGGCUGCAUCUUGAUCACUUCACGGCGCAGUGCCUCGAGGCCGCGGCGGGCCUCCGCGACCAGGCGCGGAGAACCGGCAGGCGCGCCCGCCCCGCCAGCGGCACCCCAAAGCCGCAGCACGUGCUCGACAGCAACACCUUGGUUGCCAGGGCGGCGAGGCUGUGUCGUGCCCAGGCCAAGGCUGGCGGGUGGUUCUCCUUUGAGAAUCCAGAAGCCUCGUGCGCUUGGCAGUGCGGGCCCGUCGCCUCCCUGCUGCGCAUUGCCGGUGCCGUGCGGGUGGUGUGCGACCAGUGCAUGUUCGGCUGCCCGUACAGGAAGCCGACGGGCUGGCUGACGAACGCCCCCUUCCUUGGCGUUCUCGCCGAGAGGUGCCCGGGGCCCCCGGUGCACGUGCACCCCAGCCUCGGCGGGAGGUGCAUUGGGCCUGCGGGCGGAUCCGCGUGGAAGACUCAACUGGCGCCGUCUUAUCCGGAAGGGCUCUGCAGCGCACUGGCAUUUGCGUACAGGGCCGAACUCAGCAAGCAGCCGGACCUGGCCGCGAAGCAGCCCACCACCUACGACGUCUUCGCUGGGCAGGAGGACGCCGCGCAGCAGGAGACAGCCAGACAGCGGCGGGAGAGAGGCGUGGGGAAGCUGCCCGGCUGGGCGGCGCUCGGCGCUCAGAUCGCCGCUGCCCUCGAAGACGUCGCCGGCGGAUUGUGCGACGCCGUCGACAGGGUGGUCGAGGAGCUGGGCCGCCCAGAGGCGACAGGCCUCGCUCCUGCUGCCGCGCGGAGCGGGCAGGCGGCCCUUGCGGCCCGCCUGGGGGUGAGGCACCACGACCGCGAGGGCCCCCAGGGAGAGAUGCUGGAGGACAUUCUGGCUGCGGCGGGGGAUCCGGAGACGCAGGUUCCUCAGUGGCUGCAGCGCUACGCCCCGCUCGGGAUCGAGGUGCCGAUUCUGCCCUCCGGCGUUUUCCCGGAGACCGAGCCCACCUCUGUGGGGCCGGCCAGGGAGAAGCUCGACGCCCUCCUCCAGCACUGCGUGGACCGGGGCGACCCGGUAAACUACAGAAGCUACGAGGAGAACAGGGAGGAGGCCGACGCCGCGUUCCAGAAGGAGCUGGACAAAGGGUACGCCACGUGGCGCCAAGACCGGGGCGCCUUGGAGGCGAUUCACGGCCCGCUCACCUUGCCCCGCGUCGGCGCCGUCAUCACCGCGAAGGCCGGGGCAAGAAAGUGCCGUCUGAUCCACGACCUGAGGCGGAGCAGAGUCAAUUCGAAGAUCCUUCUCCGCGAGCGCUUGGUUCUGCCACGGCUCCACGACGUCAUUCAGGAUACCUUGGACACGUUCGCGCGCGUCCAGGACCCCCACCAGGUGUACUACUUGGUCGCUGAUUUUCAAGACGCUUUCAAGCUCUUGAGAACGGACCCAAGGGAAAAUAAGCACUUGGCAGGCUACGCUUGCGGGGGGUAUUUUGUGUAUGACACGGUGUUCUUUGGAGUUGGCACUGGGCCGCUGGUCUGGGGCCGCGUCGCGGCAGCACUGAUGCGCCUCACGCAGGCGACGCUCAGCGAGAAGAAGGGCCGCAUUCAGUGUUUUGUGGACGACUCUAUAUUGACUAUGUCUGGCUCGCUGCGCACAGUGCGGAGAGAAUUCGCUAAGAUACUUGUGCUGUGGCAGCCCCUCGGCUUCGGGGUCUCCUGGAAGAAGGUCAGCUUUGGCACUUCAGUUUCGUGGAUUGGCGCCGCGAUCCAGGCCGACACGGCCGUGCGCCGCGUGAGCGUGUCGCUACCUGAGGAGAAGUUGGAGCUGGUCAGGGGCGCGUGCACCGACCUGCUGGAGGAGCGGAAGCCAGUGCCCCCCGUCGCCAGGGUGAGGCAGCUGGCCGGCCGCGGAGGCUGGAUCGGCGGCCUGCUUCCCCAGGUCCGACCGCUUGUCCGGCAUCUCUGGGGAGCUCUAUCCAAGGCUCGGAAGGGCAACCCGCCCGUCCUCUUCCGCAAGCAGGUGGAGCCGGCAUUGCGAUGGCUGGUCGCCUUCGCAACGGACGCGCCUUUACAUCUGACGCGCCAUGUUUACCUCGUCGACAGACUCCACGACGGCUUGUACGUUGAAACUGACGCUUCGCCUUGGGGCGGCGGCGGGUGCUGCUGGGCAUCGCCGGCGGCCCGCCGAGCUGGCGAAGCGCCGCGCGCGUACUUUGCUGUGACAUGGGACCACACGCACGAGGAGCUCCUGCACGCGCAGGUCGGCAGCCCGGCUGGCCGGGCGUCGCGGGAAGCAUUUGCGAUGCUCCUCGCAGCAAAGCUGUGGAUCUCACCAGAGGUCCUGGGGCGCAUCACCUUUGCGGGUGACGCGCAAGGCGUCCUGGCAGCACUGGUCCAGCUACGUGGAGAUUCGGCCAUCAUGAUCGAUGUGGCCAAGGAGCUCGCCCUCCACCUGGCCCCCUUGGGCCAUGCUCUCGAGGGCCUCCACAUCUGGGCGGAGCAGAACAAGCUCGCGGACGCGCUGAGCCGGGUCUCUUGCGACGGCCACUCCCCCCGCUUUCUCGCCGGGGCGGAGCAGGCCACGGUCCCGCAGGUGGAGGACCUGGGUCUGCGAGUGCUGCAGACCAAGAUUUCAG